GAUGGUGGUGGUGGUGGUAGACGGCUUUCACUUAUCGUGGUUUUGGUUUCACAUAUCGUGGUUGACCCGCACCAAUCUCUCUGUUUUUGAUGGUGAGGUAUUGUUCGGUUCCACAAUGCAAUACAUACUGCACCGAGCCAGGGGGUUCAAACGGAAGAGAUUGAGGCCUGACGCACUUCCGACACGGAACUUGCCAAAGCGCACACUUGACAUGCAUAAGCUGCCUCGGAAGCCACCGGCAAGAAGACCUCCUGUUUCAAGGCAAUCACAAAGGCCUAUAAACAUAGCCAACAACGUUUCAGAUGGGCUGCUCAAGAGGUGCCCCUGUGGUCAAGUGCUCAACACGAAUGAUGCGAGCCAGUUGCCAGGUUGGGAAGUGAGGAGGGAGGUGUCCAUCCAGUGUGACUUGCAACAGAUGCCCCCUCUGCCUCUCCCCAUGGGGAUUGUUGCAUCGGCCCAGUCAGCAUCAACUGGCAACAAUGCCGAGGAAGGAAGAGACCAUAGCACGGGCAAAUCAUCAAAAAAUGAAUGGCGGUUUGAGUGCCGUCUUUGCGAGUACUCAACGCCUAAAGGUUACAAUUUAAGAUUGCACCUGUUAACUCACCGUGCCGAGAAACUUUUCGAGUGUGAGGUCUGCCCAGCAGCUUUUAAGAGCUUGUCAUCUUACAGAGCCCACUUCUGCAAACAUACGGGGGAAAGGCUCUACCAGUGUGACCUGUGCCCAUAUUCGACUGCUUACAAGUCACACGAGUUAAAGCACAAAAAAACUCACAUGAAUGCCUGCACAAUGUGUUCAUACAGAACUAAAAGUGAGUCAAGCCUCCGUAUACACAAACACCGACACUUGAGUGAUAAGCCUUUCAAGUGCAAAGUCUGUUAUCUUGGCUUCACUCAAAAGUACUACCUAGAGAACCACAUGCAACAACAUUCGGAGUCCGAGUUGUCCUGAAGAGUGUGGGCUUUGUGAGAGCAGCGUCCACCAUCAAGCACCGUGAAGGAGGAGUAGAUGCAUGUGCAAGCCAGGAGUGGAAGCUGAACAAAACGGGGUAAGCACUGUUGAUGCCCAUUACCACACAUGUUCAUCCCUGUUCGGUGCAUUCACUUUAUCUGAGAUGAACUUCCCCUACAGAGCUUUUUAUGCUUACCUAUCCGGAAUUAUUAGGCACGUUGCAGUGUUACAUUUUCGAACCUUUACUUAAAGCUUUGUGUCCAUAUUGACGAUGCAUGCUCACUGGGCGGUUCUGCCACCUCGUUGGACUGACAAGAAACAUUUGAAAUGAUUUUGCUUGUGGAGAUGAACAAACUACCCAGUAAUCAGGCUUUAC
Molecule: messenger RNA, 1325 nt
Organism: Rhipicephalus microplus (southern cattle tick)
Lineage: Eukaryota; Metazoa; Arthropoda; Arachnida; Ixodida; Ixodidae
Source: RefSeq, a predicted model, not a curated record